Molecule: messenger RNA, 1612 nt
Organism: Notothenia coriiceps (black rockcod)
Lineage: Eukaryota; Metazoa; Chordata; Actinopteri; Perciformes; Nototheniidae
Product: zinc finger BED domain-containing protein 5-like
Exons: 1
Coding region: 194-1093 (299 amino acids)
Source: RefSeq, a predicted model, not a curated record
UUGGACAGGCACAGAAGCUGAGCCGUUACCGCUGUGUGUCGUGUGCUUUGAGACUUUGUCAAACGAAGCCUUGAAGCCAUGUAAACUGCGCCGUCACCUCGAGACAAAACAUGGACAAUAUGCGACCAAGCCGCGGGAUUUUUUUCAGAACAAGCUCAGGGAGUAUCAGAGCAAAAAGAAGGUAAUUGAGCAUAUGGGCUGUGAGAACACAAAUGCUGUGGAAGCGUCUUUUCGGGUCUCCCAACUCAUUGCCAAAGCUGGAAAACCACACACCAUCGGCGAGGAUUUAAUUCUUCCCGCUGCAAAACAGAUCGUUCAGGUGAUGUUGGGAGAGAAGGCAGUGCAGCCUAUCAACCUCGUUUCAUUGUCGGAUAAUACGGUCAAACGAAGGAUUGAUGAAAUGGCAGAUAAUGUGUUGGAGCAGCUGAUCCAAAGCGUAAAAGAGAGCCGCUUUUACGUGCUCCAACUGGAUGAGUCAACCGACGUCGCAAGUCUGGCAAACCUGCUUGCUUAUGUGCGAUACGAAAAUGGUGGCGAGAUAAAAGAGGAGUUUUUAUUUUGUAAACCUCUGCCUACCCGUUCAACUGCUGAGGCCAUUAUUCACACUGUGAACACUUUUAUUGUUUCCAAUGGGAUUGACUGGUCCAAAUGUGUUGGAUUGAGCACUGACGGAGCCCGUGCAAUGCUGGGACAGCACAGCGGGGUUGUCCGACGUGUGAAAGCGCUGGCUCCGCGGGCAACAUCUGUCCACUGCAGCAUACACCGUGAAGCACUUGCUACAAAGAAAAUGCCCCCGGAUCUGAAGACGGUUUUAGAUGAGGCGGUCAAAGCUGUCAACUUCAUCAAGAGCCGUCCACUGCAAACACGUUUAUUUGCGGUGUUAUGUGGAGAGAUGGGCAGUGAUCAUCACCAGCUACUGUUACACACUGAAGUGCGGUGGCUCUCCCGAGGCAAAGUCCUGACGCGACUGUUUGAGUUGCGUGAUGAAGUGCAUGUGUUUUUUCUCAACACAACGUUUGAACUCGCACACCGCUUCAGGGAUUUUGAGUGGUUGGCUAAGUUGGGUUACCUGGCUGAUAUUUCAGCCACUUAAAUGGACUCAACCUCGGUCUUCAAGGGAUAACAGUGAACAUAUUCAAUGUCCAGAAUAAAGUUGAAGCAACCAUAAGAAAGCUGGCGCUGUGGGCUAAGCGUGUCGAGCAGUCAAACUAUGACUCGUUUGAAAAUAUGGCUGAUUUUCUGACAACGGAACAGAGUCCACUUCCCAUCACCGUGAGCAACGCUGUCAGAGAGCACCUGCAAGGUUUGAGGACCCAGCUGCGCGCAUACUUCCCCAUCCCAGAUGUGCAGUACAACUGGAUAGAAAACCCAUUCGCCAGCCACAGUGAUGAGGCUCUCGCUGCUUUGAGUGCAAAAGAGCAAGACAAUCUCCUGGAUCUCUCUUGUGACACCGCGCUGAAGCUGAUCUUCUCACAGAAGCACCUGACAAACUUCUGGCUUCAUGUUGCUUCUGAGUACCCUGAUCUGGCUAACAGAGCUGUGAGAUUCCUGAUGCCUUUCCAAACGACGUACCUCUGUGAGACUGGAUUUUCUGCACUCGUGGGAUUAAAAA